AUGAACACAAACCGCAACACCCCUUCAGCGGUUUAUGUUGAUAUGCAGAAAGAGCUAAAGACAAGUAUAUUGCAAAAGGCAGGGUUGUGUGGGACCAAGUGGGUGAAGAAGGUGUUCUACAAGAUUCCGAUUGCGGUUGUGUCAACUGGUGUGCAGUGUGAAACAUUUUUUUCCGGAAGUGAAAAUACACGAGCUGUAUGUCAAGUUGGAAGAUGGUGUCGACAGUUUUGGGGCAUCAGCGCCGAAUCCUCAGUCGACGACGGUAGGGGUGCUUCUACCUCAAUGCCUGUCAUUGCACCUGGUUGUCUGUUGACUGAACCUCCAUCUGUUCCAGUUGAGUUAGCUAUGUCACCUGAUUUGAUUCCCGGUCUUUUAGGUGACGGUAAACUGGAUCGGGUUGAAAAUGCGAUGCGAGAGAAUGAUUCGGACGAUGAGCCAGAUCACAUAAUAGGGGACAGUAACGAGGUCGAGGAUACUCCUAGGAACCCACCAACAUGCCAGGGGCCAUCUAGUUCUGGGUUCCACCAACACCCGCCACAUUUCUCGACGUUGAACUUGGAAGCCGUCGGACAGCAACUGGACUUAGAUCCUACAUUCGGAGGUCAAGGAUUACACAAGGAAAAUAUUUAUGGAAAAUUUCAGAUUGGCCAAUCUUUCCAGACUAAGGAGGAAGUUGUGUUGAGUGUUAAGGAUUAUAACAUCCGUCAUGGAGCUGAGUAUCGAGUGAUGGAGUCAAAUCAUCUGAAGUAUCAUAGGAGAUGUAAGGAGUUCGAGAACGGUUGUACAUGGAUGAUUCGCAUCACACUUCGACAACGUAAGGGUAAUUGGGAGGUUAGAAGGUACAACGGACCUCACACUUGCUUGGCCACUUCGAUUUCAAGCGACUACCGACAACUCGAUCACCACGUCAUUUGUGCGAGGAUCUUUCCGUUGAUUAGGGCGGAUGCAGCGGUUACGAUAAAGGUGUUGUAA
Arachis ipaensis is the source of this 972-nucleotide messenger RNA. RefSeq lists its product as uncharacterized. NCBI's taxonomy places the organism in Eukaryota, Viridiplantae, Streptophyta, Magnoliopsida, Fabales, Fabaceae. The record is from RefSeq and is a predicted model, not a curated record.